Gadus morhua (Atlantic cod) is the source of this 9909-nucleotide messenger RNA. Its product is annotated as fibroin heavy chain-like. The transcript has 50 exons. The record is from RefSeq and is a predicted model, not a curated record. The coding region runs from base 63 to 8897 and encodes 2944 amino acids. Lineage: Eukaryota; Metazoa; Chordata; Actinopteri; Gadiformes; Gadidae.
AGGCGUGUUGGUAAUAAAACCACGGUGGAGGAGAGCCCAGGCACACUUCAGAGAGCAGAGGGAUGGCGAGAGGCACGGUGACCUCGUACCUUUGUGGAGUUGCGCUGCUCGCCCUUUGGAAGCCUUCGCUGCAAGGAGGUGUAUACGUACCUGCAGGUGGCGGCGUAGGACCUGGACAAGGCUAUGGACCGGGUGGAGGGGGCGCUGGUCCAGGACCGGGAGGCUUUGGACCUGGAGCAGGAGGAGGAGGAUCAGCGGGACCGGGACCAGGUGGAGCCGACCCUGGCCAUGGAGGCUUCGGACCCGGAGGCGACGGGGGCCUGGGUGGAGGGACGUUAGGAGGAGGAGCUGGCAGAGGUCAGGGCCCUGCUGGGGUUCAGCCAGGGCAAGGAGCUGGAAGAUACUCUCCUGGUGGUGGUCAAGGAGGACCUGUUGGGGGUUAUGGACCAGGCAGCGGAGGUCAGUACCCAGGGAUGGGUGGAACAGGCCCCAAUGCAGGAGGCACUGGAACAGCACUUGGUGGAACUGGUGUUGGACCAGGAGGUGCAGGAAGUUUUGGACCAGGAGGGGUUGGACCAGGAGGUGCAGGAAGCUUUGGACCAGGAGGGGUUGGACCAGGAGGUGCAGGAGGUUUUGGACCAGGAGGGGUUGGACCAGGAGGUGCAGGAGGUGUUGGACCAGGAGGUGCAGGAGGUUUUGGACCAGGAGGUGUUGGACCAGGAGGAGUUGGACCAGGUGGAGUUGGUCCAGGAGGAGUUGGACCAGGAGGUGUAGGACCUGGCGGAGCUGGAGGAAUCGUCCAUGUGAUGCCGCAGACAGGUCUAACUGGGGCUGGACCCGGAGGGAAGAGUGGUGGUAAAGCAUCCAAACAAGUACCAGGUGUAGGCUUGCCCGGACUUUAUCAAGGUGGAAUAGUCCCCGGUCUAGGUUACGGAGGCCGUGGUGUUCUCCCUGGAGUGGCCACAGGAUCCGGACUUGCACCUCAGACCGGGCAAGGAGUGCUGGGCCAGGGGGGCGCUGGACUGGGGGCCGGAGCGGGUCGUGGAGGGUUCAGCAGCCAGCAGAUCUCCGGAGUGUUCCGGGGUUAUCCUCUUAUCACCCCCAAAUCAGGAUCGGGUAAAUCAAAGAAAGCAGCGAAGUUGGCAGCUAAAUAUGGGGCAGGAGGUGCACUUGGACAAGGAGGUCUUGGUGGAGGUGGUGGUGGAGGUGGUGCUGGGGGACUUCCUGGAGGAGGAGCUGGUAGCAUACCUGGGUUUGGAGGUGGGGCUGGAACAGGAGCUGGUGGUGUACCUGGACUUGGAGGUGGAGUUGCUGCUGGUGGGACCGGUGGUGGGACCAGACCUGGAGCCGGGGUUGGACCAGGUGGAACCGGAACAGGAUAUGGACCCGGGGGUGGAGCCGGAACUGGUUCUGCUGGCACUGGAACUGGCCUUGGACCAGGAAGUGGAGGGGCAGGCUAUGGACCUGGUCGAGGGGCUGGAGUGGGACCAGGUGGGGCCGGAUCAGUUCCUGGUGGGGCUGGGUUUGGACCAGGUGGGGCCGGAUCAGUUCCUGGUGGGGCUGGGUUUGGACCAGGUGGGGCCGGAUCAGUUCCUGGUGGGGCUGGGUUUGGACCAGGUGGGGCUGGAUCAGUUCCUGGUGGGGCUGGGUAUGGACCAGGUGGGGCCGGAUCAGUUCCUGGUGGGGCUGGGUAUGGACCAGGUGGGGCUGGAUCAGUUCCGGGUGGGGCUGGGUUUGGACCAGGUGGGGCUGGGUCAGUUCCAGGUGGGACUGGUUAUGGACCAGGUGGGGCCGGAUCAGUUCCUGGUGGGGCUGGGUAUGGACCAGGUGGAGCCGGGUAUGGACCAGGUGGAGCUGGAUAUGGACCAGGUGGAGGAGCAGGUACAAGAGCUGGAGGGUAUGAUGCCAACGCCAAAGCCCGUAAAUAUGGUAUGUUAAGUGGAGGACUAGGAGGAGGACUAGGAGCAGGAACAGGUGGAGCUGGACCUGGUGGUGCUGGGUAUGGACCAGCUGGGGGUGGCACCGGUGGUGGGACCAGACCUGGAGCCGGGGUUGGACCUGGUGGAACCGGAACAGGAUAUGGACCUGGGGGUGGAGCCGGAACUGGUUCUGCUGGCACUGGAACUGGCCUUGGACCAGGAAGUGGAGGGGCAGGCUAUGGACCUGGUCGAGGGGCUGGAGUUGGACCAGGUGGGGCCGGAUCAGUUCCAGGUGGGGCUGGAGUUGGACCAGGUGGGGCCGGAUCAGUUCCUGGUGGCGCUGGGUAUGGACCAGGUGGGGCCGGAUCAGUUCCUGGUGGGGCUGGGUUUGGACCAGGUGGGGCCGGAUCAGUUCCUGGUGGGGCUGGGUUUGGACCAGCUGGGGCUGGAUCAGUUCCUGGUGGGGCUGGGUAUGGACCAGGUGGGGCUGGAGUUGGACCAGGUGGGGCUGGAUCAGUUCCUGGUGGGGCUGGAUAUGGACCAGGUGGGGCUGGGUAUGGACCAGGAGGAGGUGCAGGUACAAGAACUGGAGGGUAUGAUGCCAAUGCCAAAGCCCGUAAAUAUGGUAUGUUAAGUGGAGGACUAGGAGGAGGACUAGGAGCAGGAACAGGUGGAGCUGGACCUGGUGGUGCUGGGUAUGGACCAGCUGGGGGUGGCACCGGUGCUGGGACCAGACCUGUAGCCGGGGUUGGACCUGGUGGAACCGGAACAGGAUAUGGACCUGGGGGUGGAGCCGGAACUGGUUCUGCUGGCACUGGAACUGGCCUUGGACCAGGAAGUGGAGGGGCAGGCUAUGGACCUGGUCGAGGGGCUGGAGUUGGACCAGGUGGGGCCGGAUCAGUUCCUGGUGGCGCUGGGUAUGGACCAGGUGGGGCUGGAUCAGUUCCUGGUGGGGCUGGGUAUGGACCAGGUGGGGCUGGAUCAGUUCCUGGUGGGGCUGGGUAUGGACCAGGUGGGGCUGGAUCAGUUUCUGGUGGCGCUGGGUAUGGACCAGGUGGGGCUGGAUCAGUUUCUGGUGGGGCUGGGUAUGGACCAGGUGGAGCCGGGUUUGGACCAGGUGGAGUGGGAUCUCAAAGUGGAGGAGCAGGGACAGCAGCCGGAGGGUAUGAUGCCAAUGCCAAAGCCCGUAAAUAUGGUAUGUUAAGUGGAGGACUAGGAGGAGGACUAGGAGCAGGAACAGGUGGAGCUGGACCUGGUGGUGCUGGGUAUGGACCAGCUGGGGGUGGCACCGGUGGUGGGACCAGACCUGGAGCCGGGGUUGGACCUGGUGGAACCGGAACAGGAUAUGGACCUGGGGGUGGAGCCGGAACUGGUUCUGCUGGCACUGGAACUGGCCUUGGACCAGGAAGUGGAGGGGCAGGCUAUGGACCUGGUCGAGGGGCUGGAGUUGGACCAGGUGGGGCCGGAUCAGUUCCUGGUGGGGCUGGGUUUGGACCAGGUGGGGCCGGAUCAGUUCCUGGUGGGGCUGGGUAUGGACCAGGUGGGGCCGGAUCAGUUCCUGGUGGGGCUGGGUUUGGACCAGGUGGGGCCGGAUCAGUUCCUGGUGGGGCUGGGUAUGGACCAGGUGGGGCUGGAUCAGUUCCUGGUGGGGCUGGGUUUGGACCAGGUGGGGCCGGAUCAGUUCCUGGUGGGGCUGGGUUUGGACCAGGUGGAGCCGGAUCAGUUCCUGGUGGGGCUGGAGUUGGACCAGGUGGAGCCGGAUCAGUUCCUGGUGGGGCUGGGUUUGGACCAGGUGGGGCCGGCUAUGGACCAGGUGGAGCAGGGUUUGGACCAGGUGGAGCUGGGUAUGGACCAGGUGGAGCCGGGUACGGACCAGGUGGAGUGGGAUCUCAAAGUGGAGGAGCAGGGACAGCAGCUGGAGGGUAUGAUGCCAAUGCCAAAGCACGCAAAUAUGGUAUGUUAAGUGGAGCUCUUGGAGGAGGACAAGCGGCAGGAACAGGUGGAGCUGGACUUGGUGGUGCUGGGUAUGGACCAGCUGGGGGUGGCACCGGUGGUGGGACCAGACCUGGAGCCGGGGUUGGACCUGGUGGAACCGGAACAGGAUAUGGACCCGGGGGUGGAACAGGAACUGGUUCUGCUGGCACUGGAACUGGCCUUGGACCAGGAAGUGGAGGGGCAGGCUAUGGACCUGGUCGAGGGGCUGGAGUUGGACCAGGUGGGGCCGGAUCAGUUCCUGGUGGGGCUGGGUAUGGACCAGGUGGGGCCGGAUCAGUUCCUGGUGGGGCUGGGUAUGGACCAGGUGGGGCCGGAUCAGUUCCUGGUGGGACUGGGUAUGGACCAGGUGGAGCCGGAUCAGUUCCUGGUGGGGCUGGGUUUGGACCAGGUGGGGUUGGAUCAGUUCCAGGUGGGGCCGGAUCAGUUCCUGGUGGGGCUGGGUAUGGACCAGGUGGGGCUGGGUAUGGACCAGGUGGAGCUGGAUAUGGACCAGGAGGAGGAGCAGGUACAAGAACUGGAGGGUAUGAUGCCAAUGCCAAAGCCCGUAAAUAUGGCAUGUUAAGUGGAGCCCUUGGAGGCGGUCUUGGAGCAGGAACAGGUGGAACCGGAACAGGAUAUGGACCCGGGGGUGGAACAGGAACUGGUUCUGCUGGCACUGGAACUGGCCUUGGACCAGGAAGUGGAGGGGCAGGCUAUGGACCUGGUCGAGGGGCUGGAGUUGGACCAGGUGGGGCCGGAUCAGUUCCUGGUGGGGCUGGGUAUGGACCAGGUGGGGCCGGAUCAGUUCCUGGUGGGGCUGGGUAUGGACCAGGUGGAGCCGGAUCAGUUCCAGGUGGGGCUGGGUAUGGACCAGGUGGGGCCGGAUCAGUUCCUGGUGGGGCUGGGUAUGGACCAGGUGGGGCUGGAUCAGUUCCUGGUGGGGCUGGGUAUGGACCAGGUGGAGCCGGAUCAGUUCCUGGUGGGACUGGGUAUGGACCAGGUGGGGCUGGGUAUGGACCAGGUGGAGCCGGAUCAGUUCCGGGUGGGGCUGGCUAUGGACCAGGUGGAGCUAGUACUGGAUAUGGACCUGGGGCCGGCUUCGGACCUGGGGCCGGCUAUGGACCUGGGGCCGGCUAUGGACCUGGGGCCGGCUAUGGACCUGGGGCCGGCUAUGGACCUGGGGCCGGCUAUGGACCUUGGGCCGGCUAUGGAACCCAGGCUGGAGUGGGACCUGGUUAUGGCCCUGGCAGUGGAGUUGCACAAGGAUACCGCCCAGGGUCUGGUUAUGGUGGUGUGGUAGGAGGAGCAGUAAGGCCAGGGUCUGGACUUGGACCUGGUUUUGGACCUGGAUCAAAAGCUUCCAAAUAUGGCCAGGGUGUAGCGGGCACCGGAGGCGUGCUUGGGGGCGGUGCUGGUCGCCGCGGCUAUGGUCAAGGUGUCGGAUCUAAAAGUGCGAAAUACGGACAACAAGGUGGAUUAGGUGUAGGGGCUGGAACUGGAGCAACUGGUACUGGCCUCGGUACUGGUACUGGUACUGGAGUAACUGGUACUGGCCUCGGUACUGGUACUGGUACUGGAGUAACUGGUACUGGCCUCGGUACUGGUACUGGUAUUGGAGCCACUGGUACUGGUCUUGGCACUGGUACUGGUACUGGAGCCACUGGUACUGGUCUAGGUACUGGUACUGGUCUUGGUACUGGUACUGGCCUUGGUACUGGAGCAACUGGUACUGGUCUUGGUACUGGUACUGGCCUUGGUACUGGAGCAACUGGUACUGGUCUUGGUACUGGUACAAGGACUGCUGGACCUGGUAUCGGAACUGGUUCUGGUAUCGCUACUGAUACAGGAGCAACUGGUUCUGGUACGGGAUCGACUGGCAUUGGUCCAGGAGUGUCGGGUACUGGUCCGGGUACAGGAUCACACAUAGGGACAGGAGGAGGACUAGGUGCUGUAGGACUCACCCCCACCCCUGGCACAGAAGGUGGUGCCUCAAGCUCAGCAGGAGGAGGAGGUACGGGCGCUGGACAGGACGGCAUAGAGGGUAAGGAGCCAGGAGACAGCCUUGAUCUUGAUGUUUUAGAGGGCUCUGGAGUCUCCGGAGAUGGCACUGGUCUCACUGGGCUGGGAUUAGGUUCUGAUGGAGAUGGCCUGACAGCAACAGGAAUCCCCAUCCUUGGCGCAAAACCAGCAGGUGCUGGUGGAAAUGCCACGGGAGGAACUCAGCCUAAAGCCAAACCAGUUAAACCCCCAGUCAUCCUCAGAGGAGACACGCCAGGCGAGGGGAAUGGGGAAGGGGGAGAAGACGGUGAAUUUCUUGCCACUCCAGCUACGUCUACCGGAGGGGCACUGGGAGGACAAGGAGGAGAUCUGGUGGGAGGUCCCACAGGAGGGUCAGCAGGACCAGCAAAACCCACCCAAGUGUAUGGUGCUGACGGAGCUACUGUUGGUGGUGUCGGGGGCACUGGUGUUCUAGCCACUGGUGCUGGGGGUGUUGGAGGCACUGGUGCUGGGGGUGUUGGAGCCACUGGUGUAGGAGCCACUGGGUCUGGGGGUGUUGGAGCCACUGGUGUAGGAGCCACUGGUGUAGGAGCCGCUGGUGCUGGGGGUGUUGGAGCCACUGGUGUAGGAGCCACUGGUGCUGGGGGUGUUGGAGCCACUGGUGUAGGAGCCACUGGUGUAGGAGCCACUGGUGUAGGAGCCACUGGUGCUGGGGGUGUUGGAGCCACUGGUACUGGGGUUAUCGGAGGCACUGGUGUUGGUGGAGUCGGAGGCACUGGUGUGGGUGGAGGUGCAGGAACCUCUAAACCAGGAAAAAGCUAUGGAACAGGUGGAGGUGCACGUUAUCCCACUGGAGCUGGACAGGGACAGGGAACAGGAAAGAGAGGAAAAGGAUAUGGGAACCUUGGAGCAGGUGGAGUCCGGCCUGGAGGGUACGGGACUGGCCCUGGGGGGUACGGGGCCGGCCCUGGAGGGUACGGGACUGGCCCUGGGGGGUACGGGGCCGGCCCUGGAGGGUACGGGACUGGCCCUGGGGGGUACGGCACCGGCCCUGGGGGGUACGGCACCGGCCCUGGGUAUGGCACCGGCCCUGGGGGGUACGGGACCGGCCCUGGGGGGUACGGCACUGGCCCUGGGGGAUACGGCACCGGCCCUGGAGGGUACGGAACCGGGUCAAGUGGCAGAGUACCUGAAGGAGCGGGCAGCCUUGGGAUUGGUGGAGCAGGGACUGGACCAGGAGGUUACGGUACUGGACCAGGUCUUGGAGGCUCCGGGUAUGCCACUCCAGGUGGGGGAGCAGCUUCUGGCUCCAGGAAACCUUCCAAAAGUUAUGGGGCAGCCGCUGCUGGAUCCAGACCAGUCGGUGCUGGCUUUGGUUCUGGGGUUGCUGGUAUUGGACCUGGUGGUGCUGGAUUUGGACCCGGUGGUGUCGGAACCAGACCAGGCGGUGCUGGGACUGGACCCGGUAGUGUUGGGUCUGCAGCAGGAGGUUUUGGAACAGGUGGCUAUGGGCCUGGAUCCACUGGACAAGGUGGAUACGGGCAGGGGGCUGCUGGUGUCGGACCCCAAGGUGCGGCAACAGGCGGUUUUGGCCCUGGCGGAGUGGGAGCCGGACCAGGCGGCUUUGGUCCUGGUGGGAUAGGCAUGGGGCCUGGAGGCUACCCUGUCGGUGGUCAAGGAUACGGGAAACGGAAGCCAUUCAAAUCAAACAAAUAUGGGUCUGGUAAUUUAGGACCUGGUGGUGCUGGACAAGGAGGUGCUGCCUUUGGGCAAGGAGGUGUUGGAACAGAUGGUGCUGGCUUUGGACCUGGCGGUGCUGGUGCCGGGACAGGUGGUGCUGGCUUUGGACCUGGUAGUGCAGGAACCGGUCCAGGCGGCUUUGGACCUGGUGGUGCAGGAACCGGACCAGGCGGCUUUGGACCUGGUGGUGCAGGAACCGGACCAGGCCGCUUUGGACCUGGUGGUGCUGGUGCCGGUACAGGUGGUGCUGGCUUUGGACAAGGAGGUGCGGGAACCGGACCCGGCAGAUUUGGACCUGGUGCUGGUGGUGCUGGUACAGGUGGCGCUGGACAAGGAGGUGCUGGCUUCGGACCUGGCGGUGCUGGACAAGGAGGUGCUGGACCCAGACCAGGCGGCUUUGGUCCUGGCGGUGCUGGCCAAGGAGGUGCUGGCUUCGGACCGGGUGGUGCUGGUGCUGGGACUGGUGGCUUCGGACCGGGUGGUGCUGGUGCCGGAGGUGGUGCUGGUACCGGGACAGGAGGUGCUGGACCAGGUGGUGCUGGACAAGGAGGUGCUGGGGGGGCUAGUUUUGGACCCGGGAGCACUCAAGGUCUCGGACCAAGAAAACCAUCUAAAUCAGGUUACGGAUCCUCAUCUCUGGGUGGAACCGGCUAUGGGCCAGGUGGGGCAGGUGCUAACGCUGGGGGAGUCGGUCAUGGUCCCGGAGGAGUCGGACCAGGUGGGUACCAACCUGCAGGAACUGGCACGGGAGGUUACGGGCCCGGAGGUGCUGGACAAGGCAGAUAUGGACCAGCAGGUGGGGCUGGUGGAUUUGGCCCUGGUGGACAGGGACUAGGAACAAGAAAAGCUCCUAAAUCGGGUUACGGUUCCUCAUCCGGUGGAACAGGCUUUGGACCAGGUGGUGCCAUUGGAGGUGUUCCCAGUGCAGGAACAGCAGGUGGAGUGGGAGGAGGUGCAGGAGGUAAUCUUGGAUUUUUUGGUGGAGCUGGCUACAGACCAGGUGGUGGAGCAGGAGGAGUAGGUGGAGCAGGAGGUGCUGGCCAGGCAGCAGGAGGAGUAGGUGGAGGCCAAGGCGUAGUACCGGGUGGCGUUGGUCCUGGAAGUGGGGGUGUGAAUCGUGGGAAUUAUCCAGGAUAUGCCUUGGCUGGACAAAAGACCAAACAACAGAAGGCAGCCAAGUAUGCAGCCAUGCAGGCCUUCCUGGGCUCUGGGGGCUACAGAGGAGCUGGAUGCCAGGGUAAAUACUGUGGCCGGAGGAGGAAGUGAGAGCUAAAGGAAGGACUUCCUCUGGACAGCGGUGCGAUGUUAUGAUGUCCGAAAGUACCUGAAGUACCAAAGAAACGACCAGUUUAAUUACAUCCACUGUUAAUUCAAGUCAAACACGUUAUUAAUUUAGUAUCUGUUGAGGGAAGUAUGCCAAAGUGUUUGACUCUAAUUAUAGUAUUUUCCUGAAUUGUUUUGAAGUUAAUUAUAUUGUUAUAAUUAGCUGAUCAUCUGUAUCAUUAAUCCAGAAGGGAAACAAUGUUGUCGAUUAAUUCCUCUAGGCAAUAUGCACUGUUUUGCGUGGCUAGCAUUGCUGUGUUAAUUGUGUUAAUCUAUAAUUGUUAAGAGAUUGCGAGAAAAAAAACUGUGUGUGUGUGUGUGUGUGUGUGUGUGUGUGUGUGUGUGUGUGUGUGUGUGUGUGUGUGUGUGUGUGUGUGUGUGUGUGUGUGUGUGUGCGCGUGUGUGUUGCUUAGACUUGUGACCAUUCUGAUCCCUAAAACCAGUCUGCUUCCAUCCAUCACUUGUUCUGUCAGACAGACCCACUGAUAAAUGCGUGUGUUGAUUCUAAUUGAGAUGUGUUUUGUUAUACUUUCCCAAAAUGUCCAAUUGCAGCCAUGAUAUGGUUCACCAUUUCACAGCAAACUCUCUAAUUUCUCUGAUUCUACAAUCUUCCCCACUGAGUGAAACAAACACAUCAUGACAAUAGCCAUUGUAGCUCAUAGGGAACAUUUGGUUGGAAACCCUUGGAGACAGAGGGCCUUUACAUUGUCUCACCGUCAACUAGGUCAUUAUGCGUUUGCUAUGAAUGCAAGCUAAGGAUUUCAUCUGCUGUAAAUUUGUUUUUAUUAAUGUUUUUUUUUCAUUUAAAAGAUGUAUUAGUGUGUUAAUGCAAUUUAACUUUAUCAAUCUAAAGAAAAGUGAGAUUUUGUUUGUUAAUUGUGUUUUAAUAUGAAUUUAUACUGAGAAAUGCCAUGAAUUUUUCUGACAUUUUAAAAAUAAAAAUGGAAAAAGAAAA